Molecule: messenger RNA, 1821 nt
Organism: Marasmius oreades (fairy-ring Marasmius)
Lineage: Eukaryota; Fungi; Basidiomycota; Agaricomycetes; Agaricales; Marasmiaceae
Exons: 9
Coding region: 16-1821 (601 amino acids)
Source: RefSeq, a predicted model, not a curated record
AUCUCUCUCUCCGACAUGUUUAACCACUCGUAUUCUAACCAAUUCGGAAGAGCAACGCUCAACAACAUUCAGGGAAAUCAACACAUUAACUACUACCUACAACACCAGCAUCAAUCUGUACCGGCCCAUGUAGGUGGAGAGGAGUGGAAGACGAGGAUGUAUCGGGAGUAUUCCUAUGUUCCGGCAGGGAAUAUCAAGAUCAUCAAAACCGUUGCUGUGCAAGGUGUUUUGCUACGAGAAUACGAGAAUGACCCCGACUGUCUUAAGUCGCACCAGAGAUACGACGCGUCAAGGGCGAACCGGGAAGCACAUCUGGCUUGUCUCGUUGAAGGGAGGAAAGAGUCUUCACCAUUUUUAUGUGUUGCGUAUACUGGAAGCGACGCACAGAAGGUCUUCAAACGGGAUUACCUCGCAUUUUCCCGCAUCAGAAAUGCUCAUGUAAUGCAGCUUCGGGGGUUUAAUGAUUCUGAUAUUCCGAUGGUCCUCUUUCACGAAGAACUCAUCCCGGUACAUCAUAUUUUCCAAAGACACCGCGAACUCUCGAUAGCUCUGCAAUGCUAUAUUGCUUUGCAAGCCAGCAUCGCAAGGGAAAGUAUACUUGAAUGGCACCAGACUGAGGUGGACCACUAUUAUUGCGAUAAUGUUUGGAUUCAACCAAGGAAUGGAAGGAUCUCGUUCGGCCCACGGGUACCUCUGACUGAAUAUUUUUCUGUGUAUGGCGGUUGGGAACUUGGAAACUGCACCGACAUGCCAGCUCUUCCUACUUACAUGUACAACGCCAAUUGUCUCCUCAAGCAUCUUCUCAACUACUCUUCAGACAAUUUUCUUCUGUCCGGUCUUGAUUCAACAUUGAUCAGUCACCUGUUGUAUCGAGAGAAAGUGUACAUCCCUCAGAACAAUCAGGUCUGGCUUCGUUCAUCUGGACGACCUAUUACGAAUUUCCAACCUCGGUCCUGUUGGACUCAUCGGGUGUGGCAAUUCCCGUUUGUUGAAGACCAUUUCGAACUGAUCACCUUAGAAGAUGGGAGGACACGGUUAUCUAUAAAAUCAAUUACUCCCCAGCUCUUGCAUGAGUGCAUUGUCUCGUUUGUAUACGGGAUGGAUGAAGGACUUCCACAUUGCCGUAGACAUGGAAAUUGGCUUUCCCAAUCAUGUAGCAUUUUCAGCACAAUGAAUAUACCAAGGCAUGAAUGGUCAGACUGUACGUUGCUUGGACAGAUUUGGUUGGACCUCAUCAUUGAUGACACCGAGCUUGACUGCAUUGCCUCCGAUAUGAUUCCCCAUGACCUCGAAACUCAGUAUUACCUCUUCGUACUCCCGCCACCUCAAAACAUUAACAAUUCUCCCGACGUGAUUACAUGGAUGUUAGGAAAGGACCUGUACUAUUGGUCCUCCGACCCUAAUGGGCAAACGGUGAUGCCAGAGAGUCAACGUGUAUCGUUGGGGCUUCCUUCCCCUAUUCCGGAAGCUUGGGGUACCUACGAGACCUGGAGUGCUGAGACAUACGACCUCAUGCGGGCAUGGCAGGAGGCGAAAGGUUUUGACCCCUCGACGACCGAUUUUGCGCGUUCUUUGGGCCACACGAUUUUGGAACCAUUAUUUUCCGAUCCCAUGGAUGGCGAUGUAGAGCGUUUCAGGGCUCUUUCCGAAGAUACGGAUGGGCCAUCAUAUACUACGCUGAAGGCCCAUAAUGGCGACGAAGGAGCCAUGGAUGUAGAUUUGCCGACAUCCCUUUCCAGCUUGCGAAUAGAAGUAGGUGGCCACGGAACCUCGGUGGUUGAAGGUUUUGUGGCUGCGAAUACGGAUGUGGAGGUGGAUUAG